Molecule: messenger RNA, 1451 nt
Organism: Helicoverpa zea (corn earworm)
Lineage: Eukaryota; Metazoa; Arthropoda; Insecta; Lepidoptera; Noctuidae
Product: retinol dehydrogenase 11-like
Exons: 1
Coding region: 43-1044 (333 amino acids)
Source: RefSeq, a predicted model, not a curated record
CAGAUCUCGGCUCAGUUGAUCCAGUGUGACUAGCGCGGAAACAUGAUUCUCGCCAUAGUUUAUUACCUGUUUAUAACAACGCUAGUUGCCUAUUUCAUAAUAUUGUUGACUAUAUUGAUCACAUUAACGUUUAUAAAAAUUAAACUAGAACCUGUGAAAGGAGUGUGUAAAUCUAAUGCUAAACUUGACGGGAAGAUCGCGUUAGUGACUGGCGGGAACCAAGGCAUCGGGUUGGAGACCGCUCGCGGGCUUGCGUCCCAUGGAGCUACCGUUGUCAUCGCGUGCCGGGAUAAAGACAAAAGUGCAAAAGCUAUCGCCGACAUCAUAGCAACUACAGGAAACAAAAAUAUUGAGUUCAGGCAUUUAGACCUCGCCAGUUUCAGCAAUGUGAGACAAUUCGCUGAAGAUUUCAACAAAUCCUACGAUCGCCUCGAUAUUUUAGUGAACAAUGCUGGCUGCGGUGGCUACUCGUUCAGUUUAACUAAAGACGGGGUCAGUGAAGUCAUGCAAAUCAACUAUUUUGGGCCCUUCCUGUUAACAAACCUGCUGUUAGACAAACUAAAGGCUUCCAAGCCUAGCCGGAUCAUCAUAGUGUCAUCUUGCCUGCACUAUCUUGGAAAACUGCACCCAGACGAAAUACGAUUCGGAGGAGAUGGGGUGCUGAAUCAAUUUCUCAUAUAUGCUAAAAGUAAACUAUGUGAUCUGCUCUGGACGAAGGCAUUGGCGAAAAGACUCCCUGAAGGCGUGACGGUCAACAGUUUGCACCCCGGGGCUGUGAAGACUGAUAUAUUUAAGAAGCUGCCAUAUGUUAUUAGCAAGACUGUGGAUAUACUGUUGGAGCUGUUUGCGUGUAAGACGCCUAGAGAGGGCGCUCAGACGACACUGUACUGCUGUCUGGCUGAGGAGCUGGAGAAGGUCACGGGGAAGUACUUCAUGGAGUGCGCAGAAGCAGGGUACAGCAGCCUCGCUGAUGACGACGACCUGGUCGAAGAAGUCUGGAACAACAGUAUAAAGAUCACGAAUUUUAAUGAAUCCAGUCGCUGAAGUCGAUACCUAUGUAAAUAUGUAUAUUGUUAAUUUAAUUAGACGUGCAUUUUACGUCAAUUUGCGGUUGUUGUGCGUAGCUAAUAAAUAAUUUAAUGGAAGAAAGAAAAGUGAAUUUGAAUGACGGAUCUACAUAAAUGAAUAAAUAGUGUCAAAGUUCAAAAAAUAAACUGAAUAAGGUCUAUAGCCAGACAUUAAAAUGAAUAUGAGUGUUGCACUGGUGAAGGUCACAGUAUUUAUUUUAUUUAUUUGGCUCACCAACAAUUGUUUACCCGAUAAAAAUAUUAAAUAAUACAAUACUUAUGUAUUUCGGUGCUAAUACUGUAGUAAUGGAUAGGAGUUUAAUUUAUAAUACACUAAGUAAUAAAUAAAUGUAUUCUUGUAUGGUAAAGAAUGUCAAAAGAAAA